Molecule: messenger RNA, 2094 nt
Organism: Didymodactylos carnosus
Lineage: Eukaryota; Metazoa; Rotifera; Eurotatoria; Philodinida; Philodinidae
Source: the annotation of a GenBank genome assembly
AUGCAUAAUAAUAAUAAUCGUAACAAUAGUAAUCGUCGUAAUAAUUGUUCUUGUCGAAUAACAACGAAUAAUAAUACAAAUAACAACAACUCAUCAUGCGUUGUUCAAAUGUCAACUACGUCAUCAUCGUCAACUCUAUUAUUACCAUUAAAUAAAAUUCAAUUAACAAAUGAACAAACUGAUAAAUUGAAAACACUUGUAGAUCGUCCAAUAUCCAUUUAUCCUACACAAUCAUCUCAGACACAUUAUCCACAAUUGUCUAUUAUACCAAAAGACUUUAUUCGUCUAAUAAAAACAAAAUUUUUGUUAAAUAAUAUUGAAAUUGAUAGUAUACGUUUAAAUGGUGGUGCAGCAUCAUAUGUGAUAACAACUAAUAAUGAGUUUGUCUAUCGGGAUUUAGAUAUAUUAUUUUUUGUCAGAUCCCCAUUGAAUAGUGAACAAAAAACAAAUUUAUUUUCAAAAUCUGAAUCACAUAUAAGCGACGUAUGGACAAUAAUUAAAUUUAUUGUAUGUGAAUGUUUACUAUCAUAUUUUCCAAAUAAUUAUUCAGACAAUUAUUCACACCAUUAUAUAUCAUCGUUGCUUGAUACAUAUUCAAAUAAAAAUGUAAAAAUAACGCAUGACAAUGACUCAUGGGCAUUAUUAUCAUUACAAAAUUUAUCAGGACAAAAUUUAGAAUUAAAAUUUGUUGAAAAAUUAAAACGUCAAUGGCAGUUUUCAGUUGAUUCAUUUCAAAUUGCACUCGAUCCAUUAUUGUCUAUGUCAUCUACACCAAUAAAACAAGAAUUUAUUUUUCCUAGUGCAAAAUCGAUAUUAACAAAGUGUCCAUCAAUAUCAUCGAUAACAAAAACAAUAACAACAAAAAAUUUAACUGUACAAGCAAUUAACGGUUUGAAUAUAAUCAAGAAAGAACAAGUUGAUCAUAAUGAAUAUGAUGUUGACGAUGCUACUGUGCAAGAACUGACAUUCGGAUUUUUUACACCACCUUCAAGAUCACCCAUUCUAUCAGCAUUAUAUGAUAAUAAUGAUAAAGAUGAAGAAGAGGCAGACAAAUAUCAAACAUAUUCAACAACAUUAGCGACAAUAACCACAAUAUCAAAUAUUCUAGUGAAUUGUGUUGAAUCGACAAAGGAUGAUGAAGAAAGUGUUCAAAAUGAUAAUGUGAAAGAGUGUAACGGUGAUAAUAAUAAUUUAUUACAAUUUCAUAUAUCCGUGAAUGAAAAUGAUAGCAGUGAUGAUGGAAUCGUGAUGGAAGAAGAAGAUGAAGAAGACGAUGAUAGUAUUAAAAAUGUAUUAAAACCAUCUUCUCCGUCAACUAUUUGUGUUCCAACAAUGAAAACAAUAAUACCAACAUCAAAUGAUCUAAUUAUUGAUGUUUACAGUGUUUAUAAUGAUAUUGGUACGGCUAUUAAUCAUCUUAAUAAUAAAUUGAUCUCAACCUAUGAGCCAGAACAAAUGCGUGGUGGUGGGCUAUUAAAAUAUUGUAAUUUAUUAGCACGUGAUUUUGUACCGGCUGAUCGUGCAACAUUAUCAAAAAUGGAAAAAUAUAUGUGUUCAAGAUUUUUUAUUGAUUAUAAAUCGUUAGAUGAACAGAUGUACAUUUUACGUAGUUAUAUCGAGUCACAUUUUGAUUUAACAAAUUAUUUAAAUUAUCAUAUGUGUUAUUUGUUUUUGGAAUAUUUAGCACGAACGAUAACUACAUCGACUGUGUGUCUAGUUAAAGAUGAUAAAAGCGCAAUUUUAGAUCAUAUUCAUCAGUCAAAACGAGCAUAUCUUGAUCAGUAUAAACACUUAUCAUCACUAAUUAAUAAUCGUACAGCAAUCAAAUUUCAACAACAACAACAUCAUACUCAUUCAUCAUCAUCCAGUGCUAGUUCAACAUCAUCCGGUUCACGUUCAUCAUCACCACAACGAAAUCGUUCACAUAAUAAUAACUAUUAUUAUCAUCAUCGAAAUCAAUACUAUUAUACCGGUUACAACAACAACAACAACAACAACAUAUUUUAUAAACGAAAUCAAAUAUCAAAUAUGAAUAUGAGACAACAAUAUAACAGAUUUGAACAACAAGAUUUUGAAAGGAAAUGUCAAUCCUGA